UGGGAAGGGACACCAUAAACGACUGUGCUCAGCAACAGAUUUUUUUCGUCCCACUUACCUUAAACGACGACUGUUUCAGACAAACGGUGCCGGUUGGUGGUGCCGCCUUUACCGAUCUCAAAAACUACGUUUUAUCCAUCAUUCUCUUCAAAACCAAAUUCCUCCUUCCUCUUUAUUCACAAACCCUAAUUCAGAAGACAGAAGGUCGCUUUCUUCACCAUCAUUAGCGCGAAAAUGGCAUCUUCUUCAGACUCUUGGAUGAAGGAAUAUAAUGAAGCUGUAAAACUUGCUGAUGAUAUCACUGGUAUGAUUGCUGAACGGAGUUCGUUUCCUGCAUCUGGACCCGAAACCCAGCGGCAUGGAUCUGCUAUAAGAAGGAAGAUUACGAUAUUAGGGACCAGGCUUGAUAGCUUGCAAUCUCUUUUGUCAAAGGUCCCUGCGAAAACUGAGAAGGAGAUGAAUCGUCGCAAGGAUAUGCUUGGAAACUUGAGGACCAAAGUUAACCAAAUGGCUUCAACAUUAAACAUGUCAAGCUUUGCAAAUAGGGAUAGUUUGCUUGGGCCAGAAAUAAAAUCAGAUGCAAUGAGCAGAACUGUUGGCCUGGACAACAGUGGACUAGUUGGUCUUCAACGGCAAAUUAUGAAAGAACAAGACGAUGGCCUUGAGAAAUUGGAGGAGACUGUAAUCAGUACUAAACAUAUUGCGUUGGCAGUGAAUGAAGAGCUGGAUCUACACACCAGACUCAUUGAUGACUUAGACGAACAUGUAGAUGUUACAGAUUCCCGGCUGAGGCGAGUGCAAAAGAACUUGGCAGUUUUGAACAAACGUACCAAGGGUGGUUGUUCCUGCUUGUGCAUGCUUCUAUCAGUGAUCGGUAUAGUGGUUUUGGUUGUUGUCAUAUGGCUGUUGAUCAAAUAUUUGUAAAGAUAAAAAUACCCAACUCGUGAACUUUCUCUCUUUUUUAUGUUUCUAAAUGUGUGCAUUGAAACAUGGCAACGUGUUUCUUUUCUUUUUUUUCACUCGGUGUUUUGGCAAUGACAGGAAUUUACUAAGGUGUUGAAAGGUUUUAUUUUGUAAUUCUCAGUUUUAAAGUUUUGCCUUUGAGUGUUUCUGUUGUAAAAAUCAUUAUAUCGAAAGUGACUUCCUUUAAUGACUUAAGCCAAUUUGAGCUUUUUGGAGCA
This is a messenger RNA of Vigna umbellata (rice bean), 1181 nucleotides long. Its product is annotated as syntaxin-51-like. The record is from RefSeq and is a predicted model, not a curated record. Gene Ontology annotation, molecular function: SNAP receptor activity; SNARE binding. Lineage: Eukaryota; Viridiplantae; Streptophyta; Magnoliopsida; Fabales; Fabaceae. Gene Ontology annotation, cellular component: SNARE complex; endomembrane system. Gene Ontology annotation, biological process: intracellular protein transport; vesicle fusion.